AACAAUAUGUUAACGGCAGCAUUAUUUUAUCUUCAAGAAGCAUGGCUAUUCAAAAAGGAAUAUUGUGCUGGAUACAAACUGUCUGCAGCAUUAUGAUCGUUGUUACAGCACUUUCCACAGCCUCCAAUGAGACAACAGAGGUUCAAUCCAUUUCUUCCCAGUCAUCACAUAAGACAGCAUCACCUUUGGCAGGUAGAUUAACGAAAACCACAACAAUUUCAUCUACAUCACAAAGUACACCAUUCGAAUCAGCAACCACACCAGCAGAACAAACAACAGACUCAAUAUCAUCCCACAUAACUACAACUCCAGAAUAUACAGACUCCAAUGGGACAACAGAGUUUUCCUCCAUUCCUUCCCAGUCGUCAAGUCAGACACCAUCACCUUUGGCAGGUGAGUCAAUGGAAAUAACAACAAUUUCAUCUACGUCACAAAGUACGCCAUUUGAAUCAGCAACCACAGCAGCAGAGCAAACAACACUCUCAAUAUCAUCCCACAAGACUACAUCUCCAGAAUAUACAGGUGGGCCAACAGAAAUAACAACAAUUUCAUUGACAUCACAAAGUACAGGAACCAUACCAUCAGAACAAACAGAGGCAAUAUCAUCCCACAAAACUACAACUCCAGAAUAUGCAGAAACAGAAUCAUCCGUAUCUCCAAACUUUAAAUAUAUUUCUUCAUCAGCCUCCAAUGGGACCACACAGAUCCAAGCCGUUACCUUCCAGGCUUCAAGUCAGACACCAACACCUCUGCCAGGUGGGUCAACAGAAAUCACAACAAUUUCAUCUACAUCACAAAGCACACCUUCCGAAUCAACAACCAUAUCAUUAGAGCAAUUAACGGACUCAAUAUCAUCCCACAUAACUACAACUCCAGAAUAUACAGCCUCCAAUGAGCCAACAGAGUUUCAAUCCGUUUCCUCCCAGCCAUCAAGUAAGACAGCAUCACCGUUGGCAGCCUCCAAUGGGACAACAGAGUUUUACUCCAUUUCUUCCCAGUUGUCAAGUCAGACACCUUUGGCAGAACCAGAAUCAUCCGCAUCUCUAAACGUUAAAUAUGAUUCUUCACCAGCGUCCAAUGGGACAACACAGAUCCAAUCCGGUUCCUCCCAGCCUUCAAGACAGACACCAGAACAUUUGCUGGGUGAGUCAACGGAAAUCACAAUAAUUUCAUCUACAUUGCAAAGUGCACCAUAUGAAACCAUAACAUCAGAGCAAACACAGACUCAAUAUCAUCCCACAUAA
Chiloscyllium plagiosum (whitespotted bambooshark) is the source of this 1244-nucleotide messenger RNA. The record is from RefSeq and is a predicted model, not a curated record. Lineage: Eukaryota; Metazoa; Chordata; Chondrichthyes; Orectolobiformes; Hemiscylliidae.